Dreissena polymorpha is the source of this 5141-nucleotide messenger RNA. Its product is annotated as sodium- and chloride-dependent glycine transporter 1-like. Gene Ontology annotation, biological process: sodium ion transmembrane transport. The transcript is spliced from 16 exons. Gene Ontology annotation, cellular component: membrane. The coding region runs from base 51 to 1991 and encodes 646 amino acids. Lineage: Eukaryota; Metazoa; Mollusca; Bivalvia; Myida; Dreissenidae. The record is from RefSeq and is a predicted model, not a curated record.
CUGUGGGUGUCGCUUUGUAAACUUUAUUUAAUUAUCAGACGGGCACAAUAAUGGAAAUCGAGAAUGACAAGAAGCGCGCGAAUUGGGGCAGCCAGAUCGAGUUCAUCCUUACCUUGAUUGGCUUCGCCGUCGGGCUGGGGAACGUCUGGAGGUUCCCCUACCUCUGUUUUCGCAAUGGGGGAGGUGCGUUCCUGAUCCCCUACACGAUCUCUCUAUGCGUGAUGGGCAUCCCUUUGUUCUACAUGGAGCUCUGCAUCGGGCAGUUCGCCAGCCUUGGGCCCGUCAAGGUGUGGUCCAUCAACCCCGCUCUAAAAGGUCUCGGCUACUCCAUGGUGAUCGUGUCCGCGCUGAUCUCCUUCUACUACAACGUCAUCAUAGCCGUAUGCGUGUAUUUCUUCUUCGCGAGCAUGACGCGAACGCUACCCUGGUCCUACUGUGACCCAGUCUGGGCCUCGUGCGACUGUCGGGACAGAACCAUGAACCGAUCCGACCCGAACCCGUGGAACUUCUCAAGAACGGAGUGCUUGAAUUUCAACUUUACAAAAGCAAAAUCUCCGAGCGAGGAUUACUUCUUUUCACACGUGCUCAAGUUGAGCCCCAACCUAGCGGAAACUGGAGGUAUUAGCUGGCAGCUCGUGUUGUGCCUCCUGGCGGCCUGGCUCACUGUGUUCCUCGUGCUCACCAAGGGCAUCGAGUCGCUCGCAAAGAUCGUGUACGUGACCGCGAUAUUCCCGUACGUCCUCCUGACGGCUCUACUCGUGCGAGGCCUCACUUUGGAGGGGGCUCAGGAAGGCAUCCGAUUUUACCUCACACCCAACAUGUCGAAACUAGCCGACGCCGAGGUGUGGUCGGACGCAGCCGUGCAGAUCUUCUACUCUCUCAGCGUCUCCUCCGGGGGUCUCAUCGCCAUGGCCAGCUACAACGCCUUCAAUAACAACGUGCUCAGAGAUACAUUCCUGGUGCCGAUUAUAAACUGUGGGACAAGUUUCUACGCCGGGUUCGUCAUUUUCUCCUCGCUCGGCUUCAUGGCACACACUAAAGGGGUCGAGGUGAAGGACGUAGCCGCAAAGGGUCCGGGCCUGGCGUUCGUGGCCUACCCCGAGGCGCUCAGUCAGAUGCCGGUGGCCCCACUCUGGUCCAUUCUGUUUUUCCUGAUGAUGAUGAUGCUGGGCUUCAGUUCACAGUUCUCUAUCGUUGAGACGGUUCUGACUGGUCUCCUGGACGAACUACCGAGCGUCUCGAUUUCCAGAUUUGGCACCAUACUCUUUCGGGCAGGUUACUGCUUACUGGGAUUCCUUUUUGGGUUACCAAUGGUAACAGGGGCGGGAUUCCACCUCCUUGACCUCGUGGACAACUCUGUAUCAGGCUUUCCUCUGCUCUUUGUUGGACUUGUGGAAGUCAUUGCUAUCGUCUAUGUUUAUGGGUUUAUCAGGUUUCGGAAAGACAUCAUAAUGAUGUUGUCAAUCACGCCCACACGCAAGAAGUUUGUAAACUUCUCUUUCUACUGCUUCGCACCGAUGUGGUGCAUCUUCACGCCGCUCUGUCUGCUGGGCAUCAUCGUGUUCAAGUGCAUCCAGUACAAGCCAGAGAGUGUGACGAACGCCAAAAUAUACCCAAUGUGGGCAGAUGUUAUCUGGUGGAUGAUCACAGCAGCAACAAUCAUCAUGAUACCCCUCUGGUUUAUAGCAUACUACUGCUUACAUGAUGGAUGCAGAACGCUGGCCAAGGCGAACAGCCCGAAGCCCAAGUGGGGUCCCGCGCUCCGUGAGAACCGCUUGGGGCGCUACAACGACGCUUACGAUCGCAAUAAGGAUCUCAUCCAGCCCUACGAUGCCUGGUUGAGCGAAUUAAACAUCAAACAUCCGAAUGAGAAUGGCAACAUCGAGGCGACACAAGACGACACCCUGGACGAGAAGAGAGAAACAACUGGACCGGCUGAAGAACCGACAAGAAAUGGUAUCGCUAAUCUUGCAUACACUGACAUUCAGUAAGUGAGCAGAGGAAACCAAACACGACCAAGAAUGUGGCUCAUAUAUCAACACGGUUGAAAUAAAGAAUUGACGUUGUUUCGGAUAAUGUUGGCUGUAACAAGGGUGAACCAUUUCGAAAUCUUUAAACCGCACACUUCUUAGGUCAGAAUUGUAAACUACGCCGCGUGUGACAUAUGCUUAGAGGAAAAUAUAGACAAACGACACGCAAAAAUGUUGCCAGAUUACAGUAAAUAUGUUGUCGAGGUAACAAAGUGAUAUUCACCAUUCGCAAUUCGUCGUUGUAAUCUAUGCAUUAUGUAUAUUUCUAACACAACAAUGUCAGUCUUAGUAUAAGUAAGUUUUGCAGUUAUGUAAAUGUACAUCUCCUCAUGAUUUUGUCAGUCAUUUAUAGUACUUUGGCCUUGUUUUUGCAAUUGGUAUUUUAUUUAGAUGAAUGGUAUGGUUGCAAAUACUGUGUAUCAUUUAGCUUACAAUGUAUCAAAUCGCUAUUUCGCUUGAAAUGCCUCAAUAAUGAUGGUCGAUAGUAGUUUCCAAACACAACGGAUUGCAGUACGCACAUAACUCAUAUACAUGUGGGUUUUUUCGCAAAUACAUUCAAUUACUACGGUAUUAGUAAUAUAAAGUUGUAUAAAGUUACUAUUCAUUAUACCCUCGGGUAACAAAGUUAUAAGGAUGGGGGGAUAAACAGCAUUUAGGUUGUCUUUCUGCCCUCCAUUUUUUGUAUUUUCCUUUGUUAAUUUAUAUAAGACAAUUGUGUCCCGAGCAUAUCUUAAACAAUAUAUAAUGUAUCAAAGUGUAUAGGUUGAUAUAAAACCAACAAGGGGAAAUCCAAUUCACACGACUGUAAGUGUUUACUUCAUAUUUUCAAUGUUAUUGAAAUAUGGUAAUUAGAAUGUCUUAUAUUUGUCAGAAGCGAACUUUAAAUCUUUAUUUAAACAUUAAACAUUAAGGGUACCGUAAUUACUCUAUGUUUUCGGACACUUAAAAAUAAUUAAAAUUUUUCGUGUCCGAAAACUUAGAUACGAAAAAUAUUCAGAAAAUACCGGUGUCCGAAAACUUAGAGUCAAAAAUUGAAGUGUCCGAAAAUAGCGUCAAUUGUAUCAACCACUACCGGUAAUAGCACGCACUUGUAAAAUACCAUGCCAUAUAGUAUAAAUUACAGUUAUAUAUGUGUGCACUGCAUUUCAAAUAAUUUUAAACGCUUGAUUUAUUUGACAGAUAGUAACUACAAGGUUGUACUUUGACCAAUAAGUUCAAAGAUGAGCAUGUGAUGUACCGAUACUCGCUAGUACGAACCUGUAAUUAACGCAAUAAAAAAGCAAACUAUGAAUUCUUUGUUUUUUCAUUUCCGAUAUUUCUUGUCUAACACCUUCAAUUGUUCGUAAAACUUGCAAUAGGGUGCACCAAACUUUGAAACGUUAAGUAUUUGUCACAGUUAUUUUACAGAAAAUGGGUAGUACCAUUGCGGUAGAUAGUUGAACUGCUAAUUGGCCCUAACCCUGGUAAUUGUCAUAACGCUUAUACUAUCGGACGAAACCAUUGUUUAAUACCGGUUUACAAGGUUAUUUACCCUAUAACGCAAAUGUAAUGGUCCGUUGUCCUCAGGCAUGCACCUGCAAUGUUUUAUGAUGUUAAUCCGGUUGUAAAACCCCGUGAUCGAAGUGUCAUUAGAUAUCGAAUACAGGACCGACAGUUGGUAAAAUAGCGCUGUAUAAUAUACUGUCCGAAAACUUAGAGAAAUUUAUAAUGGACGAAAACUCGUGUGUCCGAAAAUUAAGAGUCACGAAAAAUAAUUAUUUUUGCUAAAAACAAGGGAUUCCGAAAACUUUGAGUGUCCGAAAACAUAGAGUAAUUACGGUAGAUUGAUUUUAUUUAAAAAAAGUGGUGAAGUGCACACGAACCAUAACCCCUGUUUUCCAUAUUUCAACAGAUAUUUUCAUUGUUAAUGUUCAUGUCGAAAUUUUGUUUAGGGCAUAACGUGACAAAUAUACGAGGUAUCAAGAUGAAACUCAAUAUGUAGAAGACGUGCAUUGUUUUGAAAACAUAUCUUUAAACUACAAAUGCCCCUCUUACAAAGCAUGGGCAGGAGUAUUUUCGGCAUGAUGGUGAUCUAAUUAAAACAGUUUUGAUUAAUGUAGUGAACGUUAGCUCCCAUGAGGAUAAGCACGAUGUUCUAAAUGUAAGCUAUUGUUAUCACCAAUGUCGUGAGGUGUGUGGUGUGUGAUGUGCGCCGUCAAUUUUAAGCUUGUUCUAACUUUAGAGAUCCCGUUUUUCAUUCAAUAUUGAUUCAACUUGGUCAGAAUAUGGACACUACCUAGUUUGAGAUUGAUUCUGGGUAACAUGUGUCCAAAACUGAGUCGCCAGGCAAAAUCUUUGAGCAACCUUGUUACCCAUCUAGAGACCACGUUUAUGGUUCAAUCUAAAUAAAACUUCGUCUGCAUGUUUACUAACACACGAUCUAAUUCGAGCUUAAACCCAGUUUACUUGCGUCCAAAGCCUAUGUACCCAGGUCAAACUUUAUUAAAACCGUGUUACCACUUUUGAGUCAACAUUAAGUAAUUGAUCUUAAUGAAACGUUAGAAUGUGUAUCUUGUUUUAAAUCUAGGCCAACUAAGGCCAAGUCAAAUGUUAGACAAAACGUAUAACCACGCGAAGGCCACAUCUAUGACAUAAUCUUUAUAAAAACUUGGUCAGAAGGUUUAUCUUGAUAUUUUCUAGGCCAAGUUCGAAUCUGGGUGUUGUGCGUUCAAAAAUUUGGUUGCACAGGUCAGUUCACAAAAAAUCGUGACCACUUUCGAUUUCACAUUUAUGAUGAAAUGACAAAUCUUGAAAAUUGGCCAAAAAGUUGAUAUUGACAAUAUUAAACCAAGUUUGAAUCAUGGUCAGUUGCGUUUAAAAACUAAGGCACCAUGUCAAAUGUAGUAAAAAUCGUGUAAACACUCUAAAAACCAUGUGUGAGACUAUAUUGAUGAAACCUAGGCAGAAUGUAUAUCCUGAUGUUUUCUAAUAUUAUUAAAAUCUUGGUGAUGUGCGACUGAACACAGUUCACCAGGUACAAACUUUGAAACAUCACACAAACUAAUUAAUGUUUUGUUAUAUCUGAUCCGUGUAUGAACUGAUUUAUGUAUAUUUCGUCUUUGAAUAUUUGUA